Molecule: messenger RNA, 615 nt
Organism: Trypanosoma rangeli
Lineage: Eukaryota; Euglenozoa; Kinetoplastea; Trypanosomatida; Trypanosomatidae
Exons: 1
Coding region: 1-615 (204 amino acids)
Source: RefSeq, a predicted model, not a curated record
AUGGGGCAGCACGUGUCUUCCUGCAGUGCGAACGGGUCUGAGCGAGGCAGAAAUAGCUCCAUGCCACACGAUGGGACUCAUCGCCGUUUCCCUCACGGGCUAGUUUCAGAGGCAUCUACGAACGUCCGACCAACGCCGCUGCCGGCUGCGGAAGCGGCCGUUGCCCGCAGCUCGUGGAUUUCGGUGACAGAGUCAGCGCUUACCUGCGAGUGGCAGGCCGGGAGGGAAGGACAACGAAUGGGCGUUGCCUCCACAUCCCCACACAUCUCGCUCACAUGCGCGGUAGUGCCAUUCCCGGAAAACCGUAGUUCAGGCAUUUGGCACACAACUGUAGACGCCAGGGCAAUUCCAGAAAUUCCUGUUGGCAAGGAUUUCUUUUCGGCGCUGCGUUCGGCCUGGCGAAAAGGCGCUCCUGCAGGCGAAAGACAGGAGUUCUCAUCGGAUUCUGAUGCAUGUCGUUCCUACUCCAACACAGCGUUCUACGUGGUUGAGGAUCCGUACGCCGGAGUCAUGUCGCCACCAGUGCCGCUGUGGUACGCGGUUUCAGAGGUUCUCGUGCCACAGUGGACAGAGGAAGGGCUUUUUGAUGCACCUGCUCUGCGCAAUAACCGCUGA